Molecule: messenger RNA, 1321 nt
Organism: Phragmites australis (common reed)
Lineage: Eukaryota; Viridiplantae; Streptophyta; Magnoliopsida; Poales; Poaceae
Product: ethylene-responsive transcription factor RAP2-9-like
Exons: 1
Coding region: 286-930 (214 amino acids)
Biological process (GO): regulation of DNA-templated transcription
Molecular function (GO): DNA-binding transcription factor activity; DNA binding
Source: RefSeq, a predicted model, not a curated record
GUAAUGCUAGAUGCAAAUUAGCCGGUGGACCUAACAAUUUGGGUGUCGCUGAGGCUCCCUUCCAAACAGCACAGUAUAGUGCUGCCGUCGACGCCUUCCCCCCGCGCUAUUUUAUGAUUAUCGCAGCCAAACUGUAAUCAUACCCCCACCCAUAAAAUCCCAAUACAAAUACCACCCAACAAAUAGGUAGCGAGAAAGAAGAAGACCAGCCAACGCCAAAAGCUACCACAGCAGGAGAGGGGGAGAGAGAAACAGGAGGCGGCGCCUCGGUUGCUGGCUUCCCUCAUGCAGGGCGAGUACCGCUCUUCCAGCGAGGAGUCGGCCGCGGUGGCGGCUGCUGCUGCGGAAGCUAUGGCUCCUUUGGCGGCUGCCACGGUCAAGAUGGAGGAGCAGGCGGCGAUGACGCCAGCUGCGCAGCUGCCGUCGCAGCAACAGCCGCGGCGGCAGUACCGCGGCGUGCGCAUGCGCAAGUGGGGCAAGUGGGUGGCGGAGAUCCGGGAGCCGCACAAGCGCACGCGCAUCUGGCUGGGGUCGUACGCGACGCCCGUGGCGGCCGCGCGCGCCUACGACACGGCCGUGUUCUACCUGCGCGGUCGGUCGGCGCGGCUCAACUUCCCCGACGAGAUCCCCGCGCUGGCGCUGUCCGAGGGCGAGCCCCGCGAUGCCGACGGCGGCCCGCUGUCCGCGGCCUCGAUCCGGAAGAAGGCCAUCGAGGUGGGCUCGCGCGUGGACGCGCUGCAGACCGGCAUGAUGGUCGCGCCCACGCACCACCGCGAGCGGCAGAAGCACCACCACCACCACACGCAGCUGCAGCUGCAGGCCGAAGAGCAUCGCCAGGAGCAGAAGCAGCAGCGGGCGGCGUGGAGCGGCCGCGCCAAGAACCCGGAUCUAAACCGUGCGCCCAGCCCGGAGAGCUCCGACGCCGAGUGAAGCAGCAAGCAGCAAGGCACCGCAGGUCUUAACGACCUUUCCCUCCCGCGACUCCAAGAACACGCCGUCUCCGUCUCCGCGCAUGAUCCAGCACAACCGCUGGAUCCAUCCGUCCACCUACCUAUUCGUCCAUCUCCAUCUCCGGAGCCGGCGGCGGGGCCGCGGCGAGAUUUUUCGAUACGUUGUGGAUAAGCACGAGGUGGGCUGGGCAGCGUCGGGAGGCGGUGUCUUUCCAAAUGUCAAAAAGGACAGCUGUAACAGCGAUAAGAAAAACAAGUCAUCUCUCAUAUUUCUCCCCUCCUUGUUUCCAACUAGAUAAGCAGCAGCGAUUGCUACUUUGAUUAAUCAAAAGAUCAAACCGGCCUCCUCCCCUGCCUGCUUAUUUGUUUAA